This is a messenger RNA of Aureobasidium pullulans EXF-150, 588 nucleotides long. RefSeq lists its product as uncharacterized. The coding region runs from base 1 to 588 and encodes 195 amino acids. Lineage: Eukaryota; Fungi; Ascomycota; Dothideomycetes; Dothideales; Saccotheciaceae. The record is from RefSeq and is a predicted model, not a curated record. The transcript has 2 exons.
AUGGCAUCUCAAGGCUCGUCUGACCCGAUUGACUACGAGAAACUGGUCCGCGAGCAGCAGGUCCAGAUCAAGGAACUUGAUCAGGAGCUUCGCGACAAGAUGCAGGAGAUUCAAGACCUGAUCGAAGCCAGAAAGACGAGAUCAAAGGGUAUGGACAAGAUCUACGCUAUUACUGAUCACGAUGGCGAUGAACUUCAGCGCGCCGCAGAAACAAUCACCCGCGACGACGUGUUCGAGAAGCUCCGCAAUGGCUACAUGGCCGCUCUCCACUUCAAAGGCAAGGGACAAGACCCCAUUGAGUUUCAGCAGCUCCGCGAUGGCUACAUUGCCGCUCUACACCUCAGAGAGGAGGGACAAGAUCCCGGCAAGAUUGCCGAAACCCGGAACCUGAUUGCUUCCAGAAAGGAAGAGGUCACCGAGCUGAUCAAGUCACAAGGACUGUCGGAGCUGUACGAAGGAGACAAGACCAAGAUUCUUGAGCACCCCGCCAUCAAGCAAGCCAUGGCUGCCCUUGCUCUUACCGUCGACAUGGAUGAGUCCGCUCUUCCUAAGGAUUCAUCAGAGUGUGAGCGCAAGCCCAACAACUAG